This is a messenger RNA of Protopterus annectens (West African lungfish), 12296 nucleotides long. RefSeq names its product erb-b2 receptor tyrosine kinase 3 (gene ERBB3). Bases 170 to 4336 code for a protein of 1388 amino acids. Lineage: Eukaryota; Metazoa; Chordata; Ceratodontiformes; Protopteridae. The record is from RefSeq and is a predicted model, not a curated record. Gene Ontology annotation, cellular component: basal plasma membrane; signaling receptor complex. The transcript is spliced from 28 exons. Gene Ontology annotation, biological process: cell surface receptor protein tyrosine kinase signaling pathway; positive regulation of cell population proliferation; positive regulation of kinase activity. Gene Ontology annotation, molecular function: neuregulin binding; protein tyrosine kinase activity; neuregulin receptor activity.
UGAAAUGCAACUUGAGUCACUCAACUUUCUGUACAACUAAAGAACUAAGUUUGGAACCGAUUGUACGGAGUUUGGUUUUAUAUUUGGUUAAAGUAAUUCUGAGGGAACUGCUGGAUUCUUCAACACAUUAUGAGCCCCGAUCCCAUGUAAAGAAAAAAAAAAAAGCGACAUGACAGGGACUCGGCAGUUGUUUCUGUAUGCGUGGGAAAUUCUUCUUUUGACAUGGGCUGCAGACACUGUUAGUUCACAGGCAGUAUGCAGUGGCACAGAGAACCGUCUAAGUGUGUCAGAAAAUGUUGAUUAUCAGUUCCAGGCAAUGGAAAAAAUGUACACAUCAUGUGAGAUCAUCAUGGGGAACUUAGAAAUAACGCAGAUAGAUCAGAAACGCAACAUCUCCUUCCUUAAGUCCAUCCGUGAAGUGACAGGCUAUGUUCUUAUUGUCAUGAAUCAGUUUUCAUACCUCCCACUGGAAAACCUGCGCAUUAUCCGUGGUGUAAACUUAUAUGAUGGAAAGUACGCACUGGCUGUCUUUCUAAACUACCAGAAAUCAGGGCCUUAUGGUUUACGGCAGCUUGGGUUGAAGCAGCUAACAGAAAUCCUGGUAGGUGGUGUGUAUAUAGAACUUAAUGAAUAUCUCUGCCUCAAGAUCGAUUGGACAGACAUCCUAAGAGAUCCAAGUGCUGAGGUCUUGGAAAAAGAUAAUGGGAAGAACUGUACAUGCCACAAAUCCUGUAAUGGGAAAUGCUGGGGGCCUGAUGCAGACAGUUGCCAAAGAUUGACCAAGACAGUCUGUGCUCCGCAGUGUAAUGGACGGUGUUUUGGUAGAAACCCCAACGAGUGUUGCUUUUCAGAGUGUGUGGGGGGAUGCUCUGGGCCGCUUGGCACUGACUGCUUUGCUUGCCAGAAUUUUAAUGACAGUGGGGCAUGUGCUCCUGUCUGUCCACAGCCUUUCAUUUACAACAAGGUGACAUGCCAGCUGGAGCCCAACCCGGACAUCAAAUAUCAGUAUGGAGGUUUCUGUGUCAGGAAAUGCCCCCAUAACUAUGUUGUUGACCAAACUUCCUGUGUCCGUGCCUGUCCACCUAACAAGAUGGAAGUGGAAAAGAAUGGAGUGAAAAUGUGUGAGCCCUGCUUGGGUCUCUGCCCAAAAGCCUGUGAGGGAACGGCAGCUGGGGGUAAUCGCCAGACAGUCGACUCUAGUAACAUUGACACUUUCAUAAACUGCACCAAGAUUCUUGGCAACCUGGACUUCCUCAUCACGGGCCUGACUGGGGAUGCUUGGCGGAAUACAAGUAGACUGGACCCAGAGAAACUGAAUGUGUUUCGCACUGUCCAGGAGAUCACAGGUUAUCUAAACAUUCAGUACUGGCCAGAGCACAUGAAUGACUUCAGUGUCUUCUCCAACUUGAAGAGGGUUGAAGGGAGGACCUUGUACAACCGUGGAUUUUCUCUGCUCAUCAUAAAGAAUUCUAAUGUCACUUCUCUGGGUCUGAAAUCCCUGAAGGAGAUCAGUGAUGGGAAUGUUUACAUCUCAGACAACACAAAACUUUGCUAUUACCACACCAUCAAGUGGCCACAGCUUUUUCGUGGGAAGGAACAGACGACAGACAUCAAGCUGAACAGUCGCCCAGAAAACUGCAUUAAUGAAAAUAAGAUGUGUGAUGCCCUCUGCUCUGAUUCUGGAUGUUGGGGACCUGGUCCUGACCAGUGCCUUUCUUGUAGGAACUACAGUAGAGAUGGAGUUUGUGUAGAUUCCUGUAACUUCUUUGAUGGGGAUUUCCGUGAGUUUGCCAGUGAACAGCAGUGUUUCCAGUGUCAUUCUGAAUGCCAGAAGAUGGAAGAGGAGUUAACGUGCAACGGCUCAGGACCAGACGACUGUAAGCAAUGUGCACACUACAAGGAUGGACCCCACUGUGUAGAGACUUGUCCCAAUGGACUCCUGUAUUGGGAAGGCCGUAUCUUUAAGUAUGCAGACAGCAAUAAUGAAUGCAAGGCGUGUCAUGAAAACUGCACACAGGGGUGCACUGGUCCUUCCAAGUAUGACUGCACAGAACCAACUGAAAGAAGUUUUAGCAAAAUUCCAACUAUAAUAGCAGUAGCUGUUAUAUGUGGACUGUUUUUCACUACUUGUACAUCUCUGCUGGGACUUCUGUACUGGCGUGGACUGAAAAUUCGGAAGAAGAGGGUUAUGCGACGCUACCUGGAAAGUGGAGAGAGUUUUGAGCCCCUUGAACCUGGAGAGAAGGCUAACAAGGUUCAUGCAAGGAUACUUAAGGAGUCAGAAGUACGGAAGGUGAAGAACCUGGGGAUGGGCGUCUUUGGGACUGUGUAUAAGGGCGUGUGGAUUCCCUGUGGAGACUCAGUUAAAAUUCCUGUAGCCAUUAAAGUGAUUCAUGACAGAACUGGGCGUCAGACAUUCCAUGGAGUCACAGAUCAAAUGUUAGCCAUGGGGAGUCUUGAUCACACAAAUGUGCUGCGUGUGCUGGGGAUUUGUCCUGGUGUCAACCUGCAGCUCAUCACACAGUUCCUGCCUUUGGGAUCUCUUCUAGAAAAUGUCCGGAAGAAUCAAGAUCGUAUAGGACCACAGCUAUUACUGAACUGGUGUGUCCAGAUUGCAAAGGGUAUGUACUACCUAGAGGAGCACCGCAUGGUACACCGCAAUCUGGCUGCUCGAAAUGUGUUGAUGAAGUCACCGAACCAAGUUCAGGUUGCUGAUUUUGGCAUUGCUGACCUCCUAUACCCAGAUGAAAAAAAAUACUUUUACAAUGAAGUUAAGACUCCCAUUAAAUGGAUGGCAUUGGAAAGUAUUCACUUUCGAAGAUACACACAUCAGAGUGAUGUCUGGAGCUAUGGUGUGACAGUCUGGGAGAUGAUGACAUUUGGUGCUGAGCCUUAUACUGGAGUACGCUCCCAGGAGGUCCCUGAUCUCUUGGAGAAAGGAGAGCGCCUUGCACAGCCUCAGAUCUGUACUAUUGAUGUUUACAUGGUAAUGGUGAAAUGUUGGAUGAUCGAUGAAAAUAUCCGUCCAACAUUCAAGGAACUUGCAAAUGAGUUUACCCGAAUGGCCAGAGACCCACCACGAUUCCUUGUUGUGAAGAAAGACAGCUGUAGUCCAAACAGCCCUGCUCCUGACCAGCUUGAGUUUUCUGGCAGAGAGCUGGAAAAGGAAGGGGAUGAUAUGUCAGAAAUAGACAUGGACCUGCAGGAUGAAGAUGAUGAAGAUAGAAAAAGUUCACUGUAUUCCAGACAGAGAACUGACUAUUCAAAGAGUCAGAGUUAUUUGGUUCCUCCUGCAGGUUACAUCCCAAUGACAUCGAACAGUCAAAGUGAUUCAAAGCAGAAUAUUUUGAGGAGUGGGGAGAUGGGUUCCAGGCAUACUAUCAGGACACGCAAAGGGUCUACAGCCCGCACUCUUUCUGAGUCUUCAGAAGGAAGAGGAACUGCAUCUGAGCUGGACUUCUUUGAGGAUACUUCCAUGACUGGGACACUACGUCGGGGACAGCGGUCGCGAGAGGACAGUGCAUACUUAUCUAACCGAGCUAGCCUUGGGCCCAGCAUAAAUGGGGACUUGGAAGAGGACAUAAAUGGAUAUGUGAUGCCUGACCACAGCUUGACAGAUCGCUCCAAAUCUACCAGCUGUAUUGAUUCACGGAGUGGCACACUGUCACGUUUGAAGACUCAACAAUGUCCUGCCAUUUUGAAUGCACCUGAGGACCAGGGAUAUGAGUAUAUGAACAGGCAGCCCAAAAUGAGUGGACUGAAGUGCAACCUGGAAGCAGAGGCCAUCCAGAAAACAGAGCUGGGGUAUGAAUACAUGGACACCAGACAGGAUCCAGAAAAGAUUACAGAACUCAUGGAAAAUGUAGAGCAACAAGAUGUGUCUGGUGAGCAAAAUGAAGAUGAUGAUUAUGAGUACAUGAACAAACAGCCCAGACUGAGCAGGGCACUAAAUAGUGCUGACAACCUUAGCCGUGCAUCCAUUCCUCAAGAUGCAGAGGCUGAAGACUAUGCAUACAUGAACAAAGACCUAUCACAAACAGACUCUUCCAUAUCUACUCCAAACACUUCUUCUCAUGAACUUCUGAUGGUUCCACCUCAGCAGGAGUAUGAGCAUAUGGACACAGUUGUACUGCCUAGGAAUGCCAAGGUCACAAGUCACCAUGGCCCUGAAUACAAGAAUUUUCCCAGUCAACUAAACUGCCAAAAAAAACCUCUCCGGAAUGGGUAUGUGAAGGUAUCAAAUAGUAUACCAUCCCCUGCAGGAGGCUCAGACUGUGCUUUUGAUAACCCAGAUUACUGGCACUGCCGACUCCUAGUGAAAACUGAUGUGCAGUGAACCUAAAUGCUUAUGCCUGGCAGACACAAGUAUAGUAAGUAUGAUAACAGCUGCUGGGGACAUAAGGAGGAAAAAAAACAACAUUGUGGAUGCACAGACUCAGUCUAGGCUUCUUCCUAUAAGGAGCCUAGUUAGGCAUUCUCAGUUUACUAUCACUAAGCAAUAGCCUGCAGAACAAGAGCACCUCUGUACACAGCAGGAGCUAGUACCUGGAAAGCUAUGCUAAACAAAUCUUCAGCAGUGAAACGGCCCAUACCUUGGCUUACUGUUUCUCAUAUGGUGAAUAAGCAUUCAGUACUGCAGUGAGACCAUUAUGCUACCUACUCCUGUGCUGCCUGCUGUGCCUUUUGGGGACCCUUCAUAUGCUUCUGGUUUUAGGUCAAGUGGUUUUAAAAUCAAACCUAAGGUGCUUAUCACAGAGGCACACAGUUACUGGUAGAUUUAAUGAUGAUGGAGUAAUAUUGUACAUUUCUGUCACUGUAAUAACCACUGUCAGAUUGUUGCAUUAGAUUGGCUUCUCUGCACUUCUGCUCUUUGUGCCCUGGUGAGGGCUUCUGUAUUCUGGUGGGCUUCAAUUAGAAAAGUACAACAUCUCCAAGUUUGCUAACAAAACACUGCAUUCAUUUAUCACUUGUAGGAAGGUGAGGUUAAUGUCUACCACCACCCUUCCACUGAUGGAUCUAUAGCAAUAAAAGGUAUGCAGUAAUAAUUAGUGACUAGAAUAUUCUAUUUGGAGAGAACCAAAAGACUAAUAGGAAGGGUGCAGUGCAAGGCAUGAACAUUCAUGCAAACAAAGCAUUUUUUCUGCAAAUAAUGUACUUUGCUUGCUUUACAGUACAUAGCACCAUCAGUCUAAGCAGUAUGUGCUAAUAUAUAUGUAAUGUCACUGCAUUCCUAUUUUACUGAUCAGGCACAAUAAGGAGAAAACAUUUUUUUCUAAUCCCUUAGUAUGAGUGUAAUGGUAUUUCAGCAUCUAUGGUAGUGUGGCACUCCCCAUGAACCCUACUAAGUCUAAUUUCCAGCAAUUUGUUGGGGUUUUCUGAUAUUUAACCCUAUUGAUUGGGGUCACUGUGAUGAGUGAUGAAGUCAUUGUAGUGGGAGAAGAAAAAAGUCAGGAAGCCACGACAGCUGCACAAAGAAGGCAGCUUGCUUAGUUGGUGGAGGCCCUGCCUCUUUACAUGUCACCAUACAUUUUAGAGGCUAAUAUUGUAAGGCAUAGCCACAUCCAAGUCCCACAAGACAGCCUCCCAAACCUGCCAUGUAUCUAGCCUGGUUACUGUUCAGAGCUGUGCUGUCCACUGGGGCUACAGGGAAUAGUCUGCUCACUACCAGCAUAUCAUUCUAACCCUCUCCCCAAAACAAGUGACUAGGCAAAGCCUUGCCAUUCCUGUUUUCCUUGUGCCAACUCCAGUAGGUGACCAAGUCACCAAUCACACUUGGGUCAGCUGGAUCAUGUUCACGGCUUUAUCCCUGUAUGCCAACAAAGCUGGGAAAGGGACAUCAUAUUUGAUAAAAUCACGCACUGUGACCCUUAUGUUCAGUGGCACUAUGGAGCAUAGUAAAGAAUGAAAGACAUUCCUUUCAUGUAAACAGUUAUAGCAUGUUUUAGCUGGCUAAGAAGCUUCUCCCCAAUUGCAGAAACAUGUAGCAGCUAGGGACAGAUUGCUGAGCUGGUUCUGACAGCUGAAGCAACAGGGAGCAGAUAGGACUUGGUGGAAGUGAUAAGCAAAUGUGCAAAGAAAUUUACAGUGGCAAUGCCUCAAGGCAGCAACAGACCAGAUGCUGCUAGUUAUGGUGAGUCUUAGGAGCUUGCAUUACUGUGGUUCUUGCUAAAUGUAAUGUCAAGUCAUACAGUACAAGACAGGCCUUUCUUCCAGGGGGUGUAAACACUCAGUACCAGAACUACAGGGGAGCAACAUUAGAUUCUUAAAAAAAAAAAAAAAAAACAGGAGAUAGAAAGCCCAACAUGUGGUGCUAUUUCAGCCACCUGAACAAAGGCUAGCAUUAAAAAAAAAAGAAACAAACUGGUGUCUGUGUUGGUAAACUCAAGUGUGAGUGUGCAUUCUACAAGUAAUAAAGGUACCCGAUAUGUCCAAACUGCAGGAAAGCAUCGAUUAAGUAUGAUCAUAAGGCCUGGUAGUCAGUGUGCAUCAGAAGGAGCCUGUUAGGGUCAUGCUAAUAUCACACUGUUAUGCUUGGGAUGUACUACAGUGAGUAUCCUAUGAGUAUGCUAUGUUACUGAUCUUCACAGGUUACCACAGACUGUGAGUGAAGAGAUAACCUCGUCUGAUACCGGAGAAGUGAAAAGUGUUCCAGGUAUCUGCACAACCUCUUAUAUUUAACCAUGUAAUAGAUAAAUCACAGAUAAAAUAAUUUCCUGUUAUUUCCAAAUGUAUAAGCUACUUUGCAUGUAUUUGGAAGGUUGAGGGCAUUUUUUGCACAAAAAACAGCCCCCUUGUGUGCAGCAAGGCUCUUACUUAAUUUAUCUGGCAGUUUCCCAAACAAGCAUUAAUCAAGUGAGAAGAAAAAGGAACUCUUCAUGUCAAAGGAAGGAUCACAAUUCAGGAAUUAUGAAGAGGGAAGUCUGAAUGCUUUUACCAUAUCUAGCAAUCAUUCAUUAACUUUAGAGAGUCUAAAACUGAUAUGCAGUCAUCAAGCAGCAAGCCAGGACUAGAGACAUGUAGCCGGGAUGUACUGUUGUGGGUAUCCUGGUGUCUCUUCAGGGAAGACUGUGUAAGGCAUAUGGGUAAAGACUAAGAGUGAGAACUGUUUUAGCAAAUGUAAAUGUUUAAGGACGAACUCUAAGGCGACACUGUAUGCUGAACAAAGUAACAAUGAUCAAAGCACUUAUUAUUUGACUUUGCUAAUGAGUAAAGUGACUGUGAAAGGGUCAGAGCCAUGAAAACCUUGUAGGAACUUGAGACAUGCCUCAUCACAACUGCUUCCUGUUUUUAAGAGUACAUUGCAGUGCCUUCUUCACGUGUCAGCACUGUCAUACAUUUGUCCCAUUGUUGUCUGCACUACAGCUUACCUUGGACUGUCUGUCACCUUGGAUCAUGUGAAAUAUAUACUGAACAUUUGUGACACACUGCUCAAGCUGUACACUGCCUCUCCUAAAUGCUACCUCUACCUGAAUUAAGCAACUGUAUUUGUUUCCUUGAUGGACUAAUAGGUGACAGAUCAGGUUUAUAUUUUAUUUCAAUCUAACCUGUUCUUAGAGCACUGAACAGCAACAGCCUAGUACCUGAACGCUGCUGAAUGGAGUAUUUACUUGUACAGGACAAAGACGAUAUUAUACCAGAGGCUGGUAAUGGUGCCAAGUGUGCUCUCCAUGUAGAUGAAAUUAGUACUUUGACAAGGAAGGCAGUAAACACUAAAAGACUGUACAUCAUGGUUGCCAGCACUAUGUUUUUUAAUUCUAAAUGGCCAAUCAAAUUAGCAUGUAACUGAGCCAGUAUGUAAUUUGUAAUCUUUUAAUUAAGAAGCUUUCUAUCAAAUCAUUGCUAGUAUUGUGAGAGUUGAAGGAAUUUAAUGCCAGUAAAUGUUUCUAACAUGUUGUUUAUCUUAAACCAAGACCACCAGUCUAACCAAUAUGUGACAUUAUUCCCAUAUUAAACUAUGUCCUAUAUGUUCUAUGGCAGAAAUGCUUCCCAAAGACCAUAAUAUAUAGUAUCUGUGCUAAAGGUAGAAGAAAAAGAAGUAUAUGCUGCAUUCUUUAUGAAGGAAUAGGUAGGUAAUAAUGUGACUCCAGAAGAGGGCGGCUAACAAUCCCUUCUACGUUUUCUUAACGUGGUGUGCUUCAGUUCUCUUUUACUCUUACAUUACAGUAGGUUGUGGAGUGUGUGUGUGUGUGUGUGUGUGUGUGUGUGUGUGUGUGUGUGUGUGUGUGUGUGUGUGUGUGUGUGUGUGUGUGUGUGUGAGAGACUGUGUCUCUGUUUGUAUUGAGGAACUGGAUUCCAUCAGCUCUGCCCAAUUAAUAUGCUUCCUACUAACACAGUGUAAUAUAACAAUGAAGGAAAGCAUGGGACCUCCUUCAGAGCCAAAAUAAAACCCUUUCACUCACCCAGUCAAGUCAUUUCCUUUUGUAUACUGUUCGGCCUGAUUUAAAGCACCAGUUUCAUAAAGGGUGCUAGAUAUACAUUCUUCAUCUGUAUUACUAAAUGAGUUUAAUGAGGAAGAUUUGUUUUGCAGGUCUCUGACUUCAGAAUAAUGGACUGUAGAUCUAGCAGCUGUAAUCAGUGUAAAAUUGUCCAUUUGCACUUCAUGUCAGUAGAACAAAUCCUUGUAAAUGUCUGAGCACACUUUAACCAUUCUGUAAUGUUUGAAGGUUGUGAUAUCUUUGUUUUAUUAUUAUUUUUUUAUUUUGUGUCAUUGAAACUGAAUGUUAGGGAGGGGCAGCUCAUGUGUUUGUUUAAUGUAAAAAUGAAUCAUUUUUAACAUUUAAAUUGCUGUUGCUAUUAUAUAAUUGUGUCACUGUAAUGUGCACUAAAUUUGCUACAUAAUUAUAUGCAUUCCAGAAAAAAAAUGUUUUGCAACCCAGGUUGUUAUGAGAAGGUUGUGUCAGUCUGCAAAAGCAGUUCCCAGUGCACUUGCAUUUAUUUCCUUAGUAGCUAUGAUACAAGGUUGCAUCUUGUUAACAAAAAAGUGCAGAACCAAAGUAAUCCUUUUCUGAGAGAUUUUUCCUUGUGCAUUUCUUUCAGCUAUGCAUCAUGAGUGGCAUUUUACUUCUAUGAUCAUACUUCUUAGCUACCUCAUAUAAGUAAGGAUGCCAAGUGUUAAACUCCAUCCCCAUUUAUAAAGUUUAUUAUGCAUAAGCUGGGAGAUAAUAUUAUCCCAUUCUACCUAGACUCUGUAACCAUUGGCUAUCUGUUUUGCUAACAGAGCUUAACCGUAUCUGCUCGGCUAUCCCAUAUUAUGAAUGUUGUCUCUCAAUUUACUACUGUCUGUAUAUGCUGGGGAAAGGAACAAUUUUUGUAGCUCAUAGAGCACUUUGCUAAUAUCAAUAAGUAUUGUAUUGUACUAGCAAGAUCAUUUGUCAUUUUACAACAAAACUCUCUCCUGCAAUAUAUUAGGAGGGACACAUCUUAUUUUACAAUGGAAAUGCCUGUCACCAUCUUUUUAAAAGUGUAACCAGGUGUCACCAGUGUACUUGCGUGGGUAUUUUUUUCUGCACACUGCUGAGAAACAAAUUAUCUUAAAAAGGCCAGGAUGUCUGUAACUGGUUAAACUGAUUCCUGCAGUAUAGAGUUAUGCACAACUUGCUUAUGUUUGCCUAUUUGAAAAACAAAACAAAAACCUUUAUUUAUUCUUUUAGUGAGCUACACAUGUGUGAAGGGCAUAAUUUGGAGAGAUUUGUCCACUUUUAAAUUGUGAGGUGAGAUGCGGGGUCAGCUAUACAAAGCUGUGAGUACAAAAUGUAAAUGUCUUGCUACACCCCUGCUGCUGUUGAAUUAUUACUAACAUCUGUGAGUAUUAAUCCUUUUUACUUUUCAUUUUGUCAAUAUGCCGUCAUUUCAUUCUGUUGCUUUUACAUCACAACAUGUAAUGUUUUGGACAGUAGAAGUAUGUGUGUGCGUGCGUGGAUCCUUGCAUGCAUGUGUGUGUGUGUGUGUGUGUGUUUGUGUGUGUCUGUGUGUGUGUAUGCGUGCAUCUGUGUAAACACUCACUUGUGUGAGUGUGUGUGUGUUUCUCUGUCAGGUUUACUUCUUUGACAGUACACAAGACUUCCUAGUUUUAGGAUUCAUUCUCAUUUUCCUCACUCAAAGUCGUAGUAUCUGGAUUUAUGCAGUCUGUCCUGGAUCGGUAUUGUUAACUGGAUGUUUCCCAAUUCCUAAUCCCAUCUUUUCCAAGCAAUGAAGGAUUCAUUGACACUACAGACAUGUGUAAUCUUGUAAUAGGAGGUGCAUACAUGAGUACUACUGACCAGCACAUGCAGAAUAUCUGAGCUGCCUGAGUAGCUAUAUCAGUGUGCAGCAUGCAUCUGUGCAUCUGUGAUAAAAAAUAUACCUCAUGCUUUAGUAGCAGUAUGAUCUUGGCUUCUUCCACACCAGAUUACACAGACACAGAACUUGCUUCUGUAAAAGAAAAAAGUCAGAUGCCUCUACAGAGAUUACUGCUGCUGCAAAAUCUAACCUUCUAAGGGCUGUCAGGUAACAGCACGUACAGAAAUCUGUGUCCUGCUCUCUAAUUCCACUAUGACCAUAGACACACACACACACACACACACACACACACACACACACACACACACACACACACACACACACACACACACACACACACACACACACACACACACACACACACACACAAGAACCAGAUAGUUUGUCAAAUACUGGAGGGUGUUGCUGCAUUAAGCUUUACAGCCUUCUUUUAAAGUAGCUCAUUUGACUUUCUGUGCAUUGCAGAAUGAACAACCAUGACAUGUUCUCAUCUGUAGUGAUUUUAUUUCCUGUGUUUUAUGUCUAGCACAGCAGUUUAACUUCUGCAGAGAGACUCUUCAGUCUGCUGCAGUUGAAAAUCUUGAUUUAUGUUUCUAUCAAUAUAACUAAGAUGAAUUCAUGCCCCCCUCCGAAAAAGAAUUCUGACAAAAUUCUAGAAGCAUGCCCACUGUGUCUCAUACCUGAGCUGUUGGGGUCCCUACUUCAGACUGUACGUUUGGAACCUACAUGAGGUACUUAUAAGCUGUAGAUUGUAGGCGUUUCUGCAAGCCAUGUCACAGCUUCAUGUUGCAGGGAUCAAUCUUGAUUUCUGGUGACAUGGAAUUUAUAUGUUCUCCUCAUAUAUGUUUUUAUUAGGUACUCCUGUUUCCUUCUACCGUCCCAGGGUGUACUACUACCCUAAGCUGCCUGUAUUUACUAAUGUAUAGCCUGAGUCAUGACUGAAAAGUAUAUGUGAAGGAGCAGGUUCAAGUACCCUAUUAUCAAAUAAUUAAGUUAAACAUGUAUUGCAUUUUGGGCACAGAGGACUGGAGUUCUGGAGUGAAAGGCUGGAAGAAUGUGUGGACUGUUGUAAAAAGAUGUAUGACACAAAAAGAAUAUUGUUCCAGAUGAGUAAUGUUUCAUGUCAAUGUUAAUAUGUUUUCUAGAAGAGUUUUAAUGUCAACUGAUUCCCUGUAGCUUCACUAUGAUGGGAGGAAAAACUAUAGGCAAAAGCUGCCUGAUGAUUGCUGUGCAAAUCUUGUUAGUGUUUUCAGUCCUGAAUACCUUCAAAGUGAUUUUUUUGUUUUUGUUGCCUAGGGACCUGUCUGAACCAUCAGACCUCUCCCCUGGCUACUGUACUGGCCCAUUUGUUUCUCGAUAGGCCAGUUUGUUUCCUAGUGGGUGAGAGAUGAAUGUCAGAAGUGAGCUGUCAUCUAUGGUGAGAUCAGGGAUGCUUGUGAUAUAGAUUCCCCAACCACCAAGCUGCAGAUGUAAUACCAGCUAAUGGAUGCAUGUGUGCGUCUGUGCUUGUUGUCCCAAACUGCAGUGUUAAGUGCUGCUAGGCAAGUAGUGGAUGUCACAGUCUUCCACAUUGAACCGAAAUUACCCCCUCCCCUUUAAUAAAUGUGUCAACAUCAGACACUUCCAUACCACCACCUCCAGCACCAAGUUGCUAAAUGAACUCAGAUCUUGUGGGACACAGGCAGGGCUUUAUUCUUCUGUACCAUGGAGCUAACUAGAAAGCAACAUCUGGCAACAGAAUGCAUAACUUUUCACUCUUGUUGUAGCUCAGGAGCCCUCUCAUCUGCUGGAUCAUUUUCUGACCCCACUUGGUCAUCAGAUAUUAAGUGUUAUAGUCUUUGCCAUGAAUAUCCACUAUUGGCAAAACUUGUUAUAUGAUACUAUUUUGCCAAAUAUUUGACUAAUUCACCCUUGGGUGGCCACGGUGGUGCAGCGGUUAGCAUUGCCACCUCACAGCAAGAGGUUCUCCGGUUCGAUCCUCGACUGGGAUGCCUUCUGUGCGGAGUCUGCAUGUCCUC